AGGGCCUGUUCGGUAAGCCGGAGACGUUCGCUUGCUCGCCAGCGUCAGCCACUCGGGGAAACCCGAGGGUGUGACACCGUGUGACAGCAAGCUGGCGAUGUUGGGGAUCGACGCCGUCUUCGCCGUCUUCGUCUCUGUACUGCGACUCGCACAGGCUGCGACUCUCACACUGCGCAUCAUGGGCGAGAAGGCCCACUGGACUGAUGCCGAUGUCUCCACCUUCCUGCAGGUCUUGAAGGAACACAAGGCCGAGGCUGGGGAUGGCGGGAACUUCAAGGCACCGACCUUCAAGAAGGCUUCUGGCGAGCUGGAGAAAUGCCGGACGAAAGGGGCCGUGAAGACAUGGACGUCUUGCCGAAACAAAUAUGCCAAGCUGCGCGAGACCUACAAGGUCGUGUACGACCUCUCGGUGCAAUCCGGGUUCCAUUGGGACAAUGAGAAUGGUGCCGCGAUAGACGAGGAUAGUGAGGCUGUGUGGCAGGCUUAUGUCGAGAAGCACCCCGAGGCUGAGCCCUUUCGCAACAAGGGGUGGCCGCACUUCGAGGAUAUGAAGGAGCUCAUGCCAUCGAAAGUGAAGGGUACCCAUGCCUUCCAUCCAGCCACGCAGAUGUCAGGACGCUCGGCGGAUGCGGGAGCCUCUCGCGAUGCCACGGUGGAUCGCUCGACGCCAGAACCGAGUGAUGAUGGUGAGGCUAAUGCAGCUCGUCACAGCACUCCGGUAGCCGAGGCCAUAGAGGACACGGAGCACCUUGAGCUUCCUGCGACUCCGCCACCACCACCGAAGCGCAAGGCCCCUGCGUCGUCAUCUACGUCGACCCAGAGCUCGAAGCGUAUGCGAGGGCCUGGGCAAGCCGCAGCCCUCAACAGUCUCCACGAGGAAUUCGGUGUAUUCAACGAGAUGGUACGCACUGUCAUGGCCCCUGACAUGAGCAGCCAGUCGACUCCGAGCCGCAAGGCCCGUGCUUUCAAACUCGCGCAGGAGGAGGAAGGGCUGGAUGCGGAUGAGAUGGUGUCUCUGCUGGACGUCUUUCGGAAGGAUGCGAGUGCUGCAGAUUUGUACGUUCAGAUCAAGGAUCGUGCUGUGCGUAGGAAAUGGGUAGACAGGCAGUUGGCUGGAACACUGUAGAUGCCUAAAUUACAUGUCCAUCAUCCCCUCUCCAAGUCCCUCCCUUUCCUGUAGAAGUGCCUGGUAAUCCUCCCACAUCUGAGUUGCAAUAGCAUCGCGCUUCGCAUUGGCACGGUC
Molecule: messenger RNA, 1243 nt
Organism: Fomitopsis serialis
Lineage: Eukaryota; Fungi; Basidiomycota; Agaricomycetes; Polyporales; Fomitopsidaceae
Exons: 3
Coding region: 98-1126 (342 amino acids)
Source: RefSeq, a predicted model, not a curated record